This is a messenger RNA of Cucurbita pepo subsp. pepo (vegetable marrow), 2537 nucleotides long. Lineage: Eukaryota; Viridiplantae; Streptophyta; Magnoliopsida; Cucurbitales; Cucurbitaceae. The record is from RefSeq and is a predicted model, not a curated record.
UGACAGCUGAGUCGUGCUCGAUUUCAAACCGGCAGUACGGUCAAGCUCCCCCAAACGAAUGGUUCAAGCCGGCGCGUCUGAUAAUCGGCAGGACUCGUAAUUGGUUCCGCCAUAGAGACCAAACCGCUCCAUAAGCCCUUAAUUAUUUGAGAAACCGUUGCCAUUUGGAUGUGUUCCUCAUUUUCCUCAUCUCUUCCGCUACCAUUGUCAAUAGUUCUUCUUCUUUAUUACUUCCUCUGUCAGAAUCAGGGCCGACAAGGCGAUGGCCGAUAUGGGUUUCCGGAAUGUGAUAGCAUCCAUGGAUCCAUUGGCUACCUCCCGUAAGAUACCUCUGCUCAAUGCCACUGCCAUUGGGGAGUCUCCUGAUACCCAAGAUGAUCAUCUCAUUAUACCGGAUCAUCAAUUCUCUUCCCGUGCUUGUAUUUCCUCCCACGAUCAGUAUUUGGAGAUGUACAAUAGGUCCGUUGAUGACCCUUCUGGAUUUUGGUCCGAUAUUGCGGCUUCUGAGUUCUUUUGGAAACAGAAAUGGGAUCAGAAAGUCUACUCUGAGAAUCUUGAUGUCCGGAAAGGUGAAAUCAAGAUAGAGUGGUUCAAAGGUGGAAUCACCAACAUUUGUUACAACUGUCUCGAUAGAAACAUUGAAGCUGGACUUGGGGCAAAGGUUGCUCUCUACUGGGAAGGAAACGAGCCUGGUUUUGAUGCCUCCUUAACUUACACUCACCUUCUAAACAAAGUUUGUCAGCUAGCAAGCUUCUUGAAGGCUAAUGGAGUCAGGAAAGGUGAUGCUGUUGUGAUUUAUAUGCCCAUGCUAAUGGAGCUUCCAAUCGCCAUGCUUGCCUGUGCUAGAAUUGGUGCUAUACAUUCGGUUGUUUUCGGGGGGUUUUCUUCAGAAUCUCUUGCUCAAAGAAUCAUAGAUUGUAAACCAAAAACUGUGAUUACGUGCAAUGCUGUUAAAAGGGGUUCUAAAGUUAUCCAUCUUAAAGACAUUGUGGAUGUUGCUCUCACAGAUUCAGCACAAAAUGGAGUCUCUGUAGCAACGUGCCUUACGUACGAGAACGAGUCAGCACUAAAGAGAGAAUCCACUAAAUGGAAGGAAGGGAGGGAUAUAUGGUGGCAGGAUGCUGUCUCAACAUAUCCAACCACAUGUACAGUGGAGUGGGUUGAUGCAGAGGAUCCACUUUUCCUGCUUUAUACUAGCGGGAGUACAGGAAAGCCAAAGGGUGUUCUUCAUACAACUGGAGGAUACAUGGUGUAUACAGCAACGACAUUCAAGUAUGCAUUUGAUUACAAACCGUCCGAUGUGUACUGGUGUACAGCUGACUGUGGUUGGAUCACUGGGCACAGUUAUGUCACGUAUGGACCUUUACUCAAUGGAGCUAGUGUUGUUGUUUAUGAAGGGGCCCCAAAUUAUCCCGAUCCUGGACGUUGUUGGGACAUAGUUGAUAAGUAUAAGGUGACAAUAUUCUAUACCGCUCCAACAUUAGUACGGUCCCUCAUGCGUGAAGGGAACGAGCAUGUUACUCGCUACUCCCGAAAAUCCUUACGGGUUCUUGGAAGCGUGGGCGAGCCAAUCAAUCCCAGUGCAUGGAGGUGGUUCUUCGAUGUCGUUGGAGAGUCGAGGUGUCCUAUAUCGGACACAUGGUGGCAAACGGAAACUGGUGGUUUCAUGAUAACUCCAUUACCAGGUGCAUGGCCUCAGAAGCCAGGCUCUGCUACUUUUCCCUUUUUUGGAGUUGAGCCCGUACUGGUGGAUGAAAAAGGUAAUGAAAUUAAAGGUGAAUGCAGUGGAUAUCUAUGCUUGAAAAGCUCAUGGCCUUCAGCAUUUAGAACUCUUUACAAUGAUCAAGAAAGAUAUGAAACAACCUACUUCAAGCCAUUCCCUGGCUAUUACUUUACUGGCGAUGGCUGCACCAGGGAUAAGGAUGGAUACUACUGGCUUACUGGAAGAGUUGAUGAUGUUAUCAAUGUCAGUGGGCAUCGUAUUGGCACAGCAGAAGUGGAAUCUGCUUUAGUUUCACAUCCCCAAUGUGCCGAAGCGGCUGUAGUUGGUAUCGAGCACGAGGUGAAAGGACAAGGGAUUUAUGCAUUUGUGACUCUAGUGGAUGGUGUUUCUUAUAGUGAAGAGCUAAGGAAAAGCCUUAUUCUCACGGUUAGAAACCAGAUAGGAGCAUUUGCAGCACCUGACAAAAUUCAUUGGGCGCUCGGACUUCCAAAAACAAGGAGUGGUAAAAUAAUGAGAAGGAUUCUGAGAAAAAUUGCGUCGAAGCAGCUAGAUGAACUUGGAGACACUAGCACUCUAGCAGAUCCUGAUGUGGUUCAUCAGCUCAUCAGCCUUGCUGAUCGCUGAAUGGCACUAUUACUAAUGAUAUUAAAAUCAUUCAAAGUUAUACUCAUCUUCAACCUACCUUAUGCAUACAAUAUUGAGUUAAGUUCAUCAAAACUCGUCUUUCCUGACAUCGUUACUAAUUUGAUAUCGAGUUGAAUUCUAUUGUUAUAUCAUUGACCUCUUAAAUAUAAAAUGAUGAGCUAUUUCUGUA